AUGAUUCCCGGUGAACUAGAGUACCAGAGGGAUCUACAAGAAAGCGUGGCGUCAAGUCCCAAUCUGAGGACAGUGGUCGAUAUCGUACCAGACCUUGAACUCUUCGUCUAUCCCUUUCUAGCCACCGACCUCCUUCAGAUAAGCCAGAAAGCUUUGUCAGCCGAUAUGAAGAAAGGCAUGCUUAGGAGUUCUCUUGCUGGACUGGCCGAGCUCCACGAUAAAGGAAUCAUCCAUACAGACAUCAAACCGAACAAUAUACUUUGUGACUACGAACAGACGACCAGUGAAGGUCUUGUUAUCACACGUGUCCAGAUAUCAGACUUAGAGGACGCGGUGCGCCUCCCACCUGGAAAGAACAUCGGUGGCUGCGUGUGUGGGAACCAAUUGUGGCGAAGCCCCGAGUCUUGGGCAGGCGCUCGACAGAACACACCAUCCGAUAUAUUCUCCUUUGGCUUGGUCGUCAUCUACGUAAUGCUGAAUGACAUGGUCCUUCGCGUUACUGAUGAGCAGCUUGGUGGCCGGGACGUUUGGUGGCAUAUUCUCCGCAGACAUGUAUCUUUCUUUGCAGAUGAGGAUGGCUUGAAGGGCCUCCUUCAACAUAUUGGAGAGGAGAAUGUGUUCUUCCAGCGCUUUAUCGCUGUGGCGGCUGAUUUUGAUGCCGAGAAGCCGCGAAAGCCCUUUGCACUGUGGCAUUAUGUGGACCUGGAGCUCAGAGACUUGGUUGUGAAGAUGACAAAUUUGGAUCCAGCGAGGAGGAUCACUGCGCGGAAGGCUCUCGAUCAUCCAUGGUUUCGUCAGAAUAGUUCGUUAUAA
Messenger RNA from Neoarthrinium moseri, 813 nucleotides. RefSeq lists its product as uncharacterized. Gene Ontology annotation, cellular component: cytoplasm; nucleus. The record is from RefSeq and is a predicted model, not a curated record. The coding region runs from base 1 to 813 and encodes 270 amino acids. Gene Ontology annotation, molecular function: protein serine/threonine kinase activity; ATP binding. Gene Ontology annotation, biological process: mitotic DNA damage checkpoint signaling; protein phosphorylation. The transcript has 2 exons. Lineage: Eukaryota; Fungi; Ascomycota; Sordariomycetes; Amphisphaeriales; Apiosporaceae.